UGACAUCACAACCCCGCUUUAAUCACAAGAGGAGGGCAGGAAUGUGACGGCUAGUUAGCUAGCCAGCUAACCAAGUGUCGGCGGCCCGUCGUUGGGUUGGCAGCUAAAGCGAGCUAGUUACGCUAACCAGCUUGAUAACGGGAUUUAGUGGGCUUCCUGUGAUGGAUCAACGUUGUUUACCAGCUACCGUAACACCCCAGCGUGUGUAACGGGGAUUAUUUCAGCUCUAAUUUACCAAACUACGACGGAAGUGCUGGUAGCUGAUGUUGUAAUUUGGCAUGGACGGACGCGCUGCGUGUCGCUCCAGCUCGCGGGGACUUAACAUGAUGGGAGGCGAUAAACAUAUGCUGGAGGCAAAUUAGCUGGAUUCCCACAUCAGCGGUGGAUUUCGUUCUCUGCCAGGGUCAGCAUGUUGUUGAGAAGCCGGGCUCAGUGACGAGAAACAGGAAAGACUGUUUGGCUGUCUGGUGAAGUGAUUCCGCCAUGCGUGAAUACAAGCUAGUGGUGUUAGGCUCUGGAGGUGUGGGCAAGUCCGCUCUGACAGUUCAGUUUGUACAAGGAAUCUUUGUGGAAAAGUAUGACCCAACAAUAGAGGACUCGUACAGAAAGCAAGUGGAGGUAGAUGGGCAACAGUGUAUGCUUGAAAUUCUCGACACAGCUGGCACAGAGCAGUUCACAGCAAUGAGGGACUUGUACAUGAAGAACGGCCAAGGGUUCGCCCUGGUAUACUCCAUCACAGCACAGUCCACCUUCAACGACCUGCAGGACCUGAGAGAACAGAUUCUACGAGUAAAGGACACCGAGGACGUGCCGAUGAUCCUGGUUGGGAACAAGUGCGACUUGGAGGAUGAGCGUGUGGUGGGGAAGGAGCAAGGCCAGAACCUGGCCAGACAGUGGAACCACUGUGCCUUUUUAGAGUCGUCUGCUAAGUCAAAGAUCAAUGUCCUCGAUAUCUUCUAUGACCUGGUCAGACAGAUAAAUAGGAAAACGCCAGUGGAAAAGAAGAAAGCAAAAAAGAAAUCCAACUGUGUGCUGCUUUAAAGACCCCCCCUCCAGCCCCUGCAGCAGCUCUGAGCCAGAAAUGCUGUAAUGAAGAACUGUUGCCCUGAUUGGAACGUGCCAGCAUUCCAACAAGCCCCGCCCCCUCCCCCUCCAUCAGCCAUAAACGGUGAAUCAGCUGACCGAACUGCUCCUAUCGACAGACGAGGAUGAUCAACGAGAGAGUGAGAGAGAUUUAAGAGUGAGGAAAAGAAAGACAGUAAGAGAGAGAGGGAGAGAGAAGACUCUGGUCUCUCGCCUCCGAGGACCUUCCUGUACGUCUCGGUUUGUGUGACCCCUGACCCCUCCCACCUCAAUGGACCAUUUGUGCAACUAAUCAAAAUAACAAACUGAUUCAAGCCUCUGGCAGCGUUUAAAAAAAAAAACAAAACAAAACAAAAAAAGAGUCCAGGAGCCGACGAUCUGGCUCCAGAGCAGCCCCUCGAAUCACCUUUCUUUUUUUUUUUUUAUUACCAUGGUUUGACAGUUUAACAAAAAGAGAAUAGAACGACAUUAGAUCUGGGUUUCAGUAUUUUUCAUCUUUUUCAAUGUCGUAUUUGAAGACAUGGACGUCGACCUCUUUAGUUGUAUGAUUAUAAAUAUUCUUCAAACAUGAGCAUGAAACUAAAGCAUCAGUUAUUGCGUGUAGAUGUUUUCAAGUAAAAUCAAGUGGAAAAGUGAGAAUUCUUUUAUAGCCAUACACCAACAACCCACCUUUCCUCCAUGUCCGUGAUGAUAGAAGGUCUCCAAUUUGUAUUUUUAUUUCUCUUCGUUUGCCCUGUUGUUCAUGGACUUCUCUUCUGCAAAUAUCUCUCUCUGAUGUGACUUAAUUUUAUACUUGGUCACUGGGAUUUCAUAGCUCCCAUAAUAUAUUCUAAUGCCAUUUUUUUUGCAUAAAGAUGCUUCAGAAAAAUGGGUCUUUUAUAGAAGAACUAUGGGGGAAAUAAGGAUUGAUUUCUAUGUCUCUUGAAGCUGAAAUAUAUUAUACUAAACCAACUCUAAUAAUGCUUCUUGUGUUUUUCUGUCAACGAUUUUCCAGCAUUUACGAAUUAUUAAAGUACAUUUUAGUACAUUUUCAUUAUAUUGGUUGAUGUAUUUUUGUGAAUUAAACUUUUAUCCAAA
Molecule: messenger RNA, 2160 nt
Organism: Synchiropus splendidus (mandarinfish)
Lineage: Eukaryota; Metazoa; Chordata; Actinopteri; Syngnathiformes; Callionymidae
Product: ras-related protein Rap-1A
Exons: 8
Coding region: 484-1041 (185 amino acids)
Biological process (GO): negative regulation of synaptic vesicle exocytosis; Rap protein signal transduction; cellular response to cAMP
Cellular component (GO): plasma membrane
Molecular function (GO): GTP binding; GTPase activity; GDP binding
Source: RefSeq, a predicted model, not a curated record